Molecule: messenger RNA, 1184 nt
Organism: Abrus precatorius (Indian licorice)
Lineage: Eukaryota; Viridiplantae; Streptophyta; Magnoliopsida; Fabales; Fabaceae
Product: transcription initiation factor TFIID subunit 13
Exons: 6
Coding region: 91-501 (136 amino acids)
Biological process (GO): transcription by RNA polymerase II
Molecular function (GO): protein heterodimerization activity
Source: RefSeq, a predicted model, not a curated record
ACGGUUCGCAACUUAGAACUUCAAUGUUGCUUCGCUUUUGGCUCUCAGGUGACUGAAAAAUUCGCGAGUUCUCAUUCUCAUUGAGCAACAAUGAGCAACACCUCUGCCGGAACCUCGUCAAAAACAAAAGCAUCAUCCUCACAACCAUCAGAAACUUCAUCCAAGCGCAAAAGAGGAGUUUUCCAAAAAGAAUUGCAGCACAUGAUGUAUGGCUUUGGAGAUGAUCCUAAUCCACUUCCUGAAAGUGUAGCGCUUAUGGAGGACAUUGUUGUAGAAUAUGUCACAGAACUGGUACAUAAAGCCCAAGAUAUUGGAUCUCAGAGGGGGAAGCUAUCAGUUGAAGAUUUCCUCUAUUUGAUUCGCAAGGAUAUGCCAAAACUUAACCGAUGCACAGAAUUGCUGUCUAUGAAUGAAGAGCUGAAACAAGCAAGAAAGGUUUUUGAAUCAGACGAGGAGAAACUGAGGAAGGUUUUUGAGGUUGAUGACACAGCUGAAGGAUGAACUAUGAAGAUUGUUGAAAUGCUCCAUUGCUGCAUUCUCGAUUGGUGCCGACUGCCGAGCUGGUCUCACUUUGUUGGUUAUAAUAUUCAUGUUUUGAGGAUGCUCUAGAUAUGAAACUAUACCCGAAGGCCAUGAUUGAAUUGAAACUGUUUUAUCUUCAUACGUGAAUAUGACGUGUACAUAAUAAUGUGAUAGAAGUUUCAUGAGAAAAUAUAACUACCAACUCGUUCCAGCAAUUUACUGGAAUUUAAAGCAUACGUUAUGCUGCCUUCAAUGCUCAGGACCAAACGCAGCAAUUCACAAAGAUGAGCCAGUGAUAGAGUUAUAACUAUAUUAGGUUAGAGAUUAGCUUGGAGUAUAUAGGACAUAUCUUCUCGGCCGAAGGUGUCUCAGCAGACCCAAAAAUAUUAGAUAUGUGGUUAUGGUCAACUCCAAAGGGCAUAAAAGGCUUGCGUGGAUUUGUGGGAUUGACGGGUGAUUAUAGGCGUUUUGUAAAAGGUUAGGGUGAAAUCAUUAUGCCCUUAACCCAGCUAUUGAAAAAAGAAUCUCGGUGUAAUAUUGAAGCACAACUUGCAUUUGAUAAGCUGAAAGGUGCUAUCACAGCUUUGCCAAUUUUUGCUGUUCCUGAUUUUUCAUGUUAGAAACUAAUGCUUCGGGCAAAGAUAAAUUUAUAAUUAGUUAAC